Dryobates pubescens (Downy woodpecker) is the source of this 2845-nucleotide messenger RNA. RefSeq names its product solute carrier family 35 member E2B (gene SLC35E2B). Bases 1011 to 2240 code for a protein of 409 amino acids. The transcript has 8 exons. Gene Ontology annotation, molecular function: antiporter activity. Gene Ontology annotation, cellular component: Golgi apparatus. The record is from RefSeq and is a predicted model, not a curated record. Lineage: Eukaryota; Metazoa; Chordata; Aves; Piciformes; Picidae.
CCUGACUUGACAAGAGCAAGGGUCACUGAUUGUGUUGCCCUCUGUCCUCUUCUACUGUAGCUUGACACAUUCAUGGCAUCUGUAAAAGGAGAAUGCUCAAGUUGCAAACAAUUUAAUGCCUUUUCCUGUCUGAUCUUUUAAAAAGGCUCUAAGAAUUACUGCAAGUACCAACACUGAACUGCAAGCUGUGCCACUACUGCAUGGCAAAAUCAGCAGUGUUUCUUUAUUUGCAAGUAAUUAGAGAACAAGUGUGUUUGGAAAGCUCCUGGAGUGACUUGACUCACCUAGGUCUCCUCUUUACCUGGGUAACUGUGUUAUGGAAGGUGUCUGGAAGUUGUAGUCCUUGGUUAUAAAUUGUUCACUUUGACUGGAGAUCAUAACAGGUUAAUUAGUACUAAGGGUACAGGCUUCUUCCCAGACUUCCUGGAUUGUGAAGAUUUUUGCUCUUGAGGGGUUGUAAGAAAACCUUAGACUGAGAUCAAAGAAACUGUAGAGUCUUGAGGAGGAGCUGAUUAUAAUUGAAAAGGCUUCAUUCCCUUUCUUUAGAGGAGAAAGAACUUAAAAGCUUGUGAGGUCUUUUGUGUCUCUGUGCUGGUUUAGAAUAAAGUCUUUUCCUGUAGACAAGUUUUGAGUGCUUCAUCUUGGUAUGAUGAUACCAGGAGGGCAAAACCCAGCCUGAAAGACAAGAGACAGAGUCUUACUUUUCCUGAAGUGGAGGUGAAACGUGGUAUCCUGUGCAGUGGGGGGUUCAGUGUCAUCACAUUGUGCUGCAUGCUUCUUCCCUUCUGUCUCUCUCUCAUUCUUAGGCAGAAAGCCUGGGCCAGACCACAUGAAGAAGCACGUGAAGUUUAUUUGUCUGCAAGAUGUCAUUUGGAGGACCAAGUACACUCUUCCAGGCCACGGGAGAUGAAAGACUAAUCACAUGACACCUUUGUUCUGCUGGAGUGCUGUUCUGUGCUAAGUCAAUGUUGGUUUGUAUUAAGAACAAAUAUUAAUUGCUUCAUGUCAGCAUGUCGACUGUGACGAGUGCCCAGCCACCAGAGGAAUCUAAUCCUCCCCUCCUCGAAGAAAAACCAAAGGGAAGAUCACUCUUUAGUUUGGGCUCACUCUUUGCUAACAGGAGUGAGCAAUUUGUCAUUGCCAGGAGUGACAGUGCGCCAGAGGAGAACGUCCUGAAAAUAACCAUCACGGAGACGACGGUCAUUGAGUCAGACCUGGGCAUCUGGAACUCUCAUGCCCUCAUCUACCUCACUUUGUGGUUUUUCUUCAGCUUUUGCACUCUUUUCCUUAACAAAUACAUUCUCUCACUACUGGAAGGAGAGCCCAGUAUGCUAGGUGCUGUUCAAAUGCUUUCAACCACCUUCAUUGGCUGCAUAAAAAUGUUUGUUCCAUGCUGCUUGUACCAACACAAAACACGCAUCUCUUACCCACCCAAUUUCAUCAUGAUAAUGCUCUUUGUUGGAUUAAUGAGGUUUGCAACAGUGGUCUUGGGUCUUGUCAGCUUGAAAAACGUGGCAGUUUCAUUUGCAGAAACUGUGAAAAGCUCUGCUCCUAUUUUCACUGUUAUCAUGUCUCGGAUGAUAUUGGGAGAGUACACUGGAUUGCUGGUUAAUCUCUCUCUCAUUCCUGUCAUGGGUGGGCUGGCUCUUUGUACAGCCACUGAACUCAGCUUCAACAUUCUAGGUUUCUCAGCAGCUUUAUCCACUAAUAUCAUGGACUGUUUGCAAAAUGUCUUUUCCAAGAAACUGCUCAGUGGAGACAAAUACAGAUUCUCAGCCCCAGAGCUUCAGUUCUACACAAGUGCUGCUGCAGUGGUUAUGCUUAUUCCAGCCUGGAUAUUUUUCAUGGAUGUGCCUGUGAUUGGGAAAAGUGGGAGAAGCUUCAGCUACAACCAAGAUGUUGUCAUACUUCUGGUAAUAGAUGGAGUCUUGUUCCACCUACAAAGUGUUACAGCCUAUGCCUUGAUGGGAAAAAUUUCUCCUGUGACUUUCAGUGUUGCUAGUACUGUGAAGCAUGCCCUGUCCAUCUGGCUAAGUAUUAUUGUGUUUGGUAACAAAAUCACAAGCCUCUCAGCCAUUGGGACUGUCCUGGUGACAAUUGGAGUUCUACUCUAUAACAAGGCAAAGCAGCAUCAGCAAGAGACUAUCCACAGCCUGGCAGCUGCAGCUCCCCAGGCUACACAAAGCACAGCAGAAGAUACUGAGCCACUAAUUUCCAAGGAUUUGGAACCUUAUGAUUAAUUUGGCCAUUUACUCUUCCAACCUGGUGGAACUCAAAGGAACUCUUCCUGAAACUGGUUGUUGCUUCGACUGUUGAUGCCAGUUUGGUUCCUUUGGAGUUCAUGGCAGGUCAAGCUUGGGACUCACAGCAGAGAAUAAAAAAUGGGAAGAACCCAGUAAGCUUUGACUAACUGAUACAGCAACAAAGGACCUAGUGCUGUGUAAUGUGGUAAAUGUGGGGUUUGUGGUCUUUCCCUGACUGCAAGGAACAUGCAAUACUGUAUCAGAGACAGAACUUUGAUGUCUUGUGGAAAAAUGAUUCCUUUCUCCCCCUCCCAUCAAACUAAUGUGAAAACAUGGACCCUCCACUGUGUCCUGUUUGCUUGCAGUGGAAGGGAACUGUUGCAGAACUGAAAUCUAGAGUUGUUUGUGCCUCAUCCAUCGUUUGUGUGUGUUGCAGAGCUGGAAGAAGGAACCUCCUCCCAACAAAUGCCUUCACUCUGGUUAAUAUCUAAUUGAAGCAAGCUAUGGAAACAAGUCUGUGCCCCAAAAGCAGUGCUGAGCAGGCAGUGCUGAGCAGCUAUUGCUGACUACAAAACUGGGAACAAAAAGUCAUUUUUUUUUUC